This is a messenger RNA of Penicillium canescens, 330 nucleotides long. RefSeq lists its product as uncharacterized. The record is from RefSeq and is a predicted model, not a curated record. Bases 1 to 330 code for a protein of 109 amino acids. Lineage: Eukaryota; Fungi; Ascomycota; Eurotiomycetes; Eurotiales; Aspergillaceae. The transcript has a single exon.
AUGAACUCGCCGACUCAUACCAUAGAUCCAGACGGCGAAGUGAUCAUAAUAUUGCGCAAUGCGAAUAGUCCGUUUGUUCAGCUGGACUCUGACAUUUUUCCAUGGUUGUCUGGUGAUGCCCGAGGAUCCCAUGAGGUGGCCGAGGUUUCGAAAUACCUUUUUGGACAGCCAGAGCUGAGUCGCAAGGAAAAGAGGAAGAAUAAGAAGAAGAAGAAGGAUACGAAAAGCAAGUAUGGGACGAUACCGACCGCCCUUGAGUUCACUUCGCCAAAUGAGGGAAAGCCUCUGUUAUAUAAUGCCCUCUGUUAUAUAAUGCCCUCUGUUAUAUAA